AUGGACAAACCUACAACCUCGACUGUGAAAGACACUGCUACUAAACAAGUAUACUUAGAAAAUGCAACUCCAGUGAGUAAGGAUACUAAUAAAAUUUAUAUGAACCAACUUGGAUUAUUUGUGAAGAGGAGCAAAGUUCGUCCAAGACUACUGACAAGGCAUCAAGCUCUAUUCAAAUCAUUAAAUAAACUUCUAACCAU
Funneliformis caledonium is the source of this 200-nucleotide messenger RNA. The record is from the annotation of a GenBank genome assembly. Lineage: Eukaryota; Fungi; Glomeromycota; Glomeromycetes; Glomerales; Glomeraceae.